Messenger RNA from Funneliformis mosseae, 1878 nucleotides. NCBI's taxonomy places the organism in Eukaryota, Fungi, Glomeromycota, Glomeromycetes, Glomerales, Glomeraceae. The record is from the annotation of a GenBank genome assembly.
AUGGAUGAUUUAAUAAUUCGAAGAGCCGAAAAUGCAAAUGGAGCAGUUUCGUUGGAUCAAAAUGAUCCCGUAAUUAAAUCUGUCGGUUUAAUUCUAGCGAUAACCAGUGGCGUAUUUAUCGGAUCAUCAUUCGUGUUUAAGAAAAAAGGCCUUAUUCAGGCCCAAAUUCAAGCCGGAUCUGUUGCAGGUCAAGGCCAUAACUAUCUUUCAAAUGGAUUAUGGUGGACAGGAAUGAUACUAAUGAUUGUUGGAGAAAUAUGUAAUUUCGUUGCAUACGCUUUUACACAAGCUAUCCUAGUUACGCCCUUAGGUGCGCUUAGCGUAGUUAUUAGUGCCAUCUUAUCUUCCAUAUUCUUAAAAGAGAGGUUAAACUUUCAGGGUAAAAUAGGUUGUUUGCAAUGUAUAAUCGGCGCAAUUAUAAUUGUUUUACAUGCCCCUAAUCAACAUACCGCAACAGAUAUCGAAGAAUUUAAAAGGAUGUUUUUCGCACCUGUGUUCUUGGUAUACGCGAUUUUGGCAAUAUUGGGAUCGUUAAUAACGAUUUGGAAAAUAGCACCAAAAUUUGGGUCAAGAUACAUGCUGGUAUACAUUGGAAUAUGUUCGUUAAUUGGAUCCUUAUCAGUUGUAACGACCCAAGGCAUUGGUACGGCAAUAAUUAAAACGAUUCAAGGAAAUAAUCAAUUCACACAUUGGUUUUUUUACGUGCUCUUGGCAUUCGUGGUGAUAACGUUAUUAACAGAAAUUAAUUAUUUGAAUAAGGCAUUAAAUUUAUUUAAUACGGCAAUGGUAACACCAGUUUAUUAUGUCACAUUUACAAGUCUGACGAUAAUGAGUUCGGCCAUCUUGUCACAAGGUUUUGAAGCCGAACCGAAAAGUGUGAUCACGGUUGUAAUGGGGUUUCUCGUGAUUUGUAGUGGUAUAGUAUUAUUACAAGUCUCAAAGGCAACAGGGUUGGAUGGUGUAGGAACGAUCGAUUCACCCACUGACGCGGAUAUCGCUGAUAAUAGAUUAAGCAGGGUUGAUUAUGAACCCGGUGCAUCAGAGAUUCGAGGGAGUUUCGGUAGUAUUCGCAGAUAUUCUAUGAGUGCUGGUAAAACUCACCCCGCGUUGCCUUCGCAUAUCAUACCUUCAAGUAUUAAAGAAUAUGGUAAUAAUGAUACGAAUAGAAGAACCCAGAGUCUGAAUUAUGGCAUAUUUAGGAGAAGUAGUAUGCGUGAUGGUGGUUUACCAACAAUUAACGAGUCCGAUAAAAAUGCUGCGCGUUACUCGACGACGACCACAAAAUCUUUAGGAAAUCCACAAAUUGCACCAUUUACACCAACUGAUGAGAAACAUAAUCAAUCAAGGAGUUCUGUUAUUAAAUUUUUCACUUCACCUAUUUCAACUUCACCUACUUCGUCAGUUAAAGAACUUAAUCAAAAUCAAAAUGAUACGAUAAGAAGCCAUCCUAUCAUUCAUACCACAACUCCUUCAUUUUCUUCUUCUUCAACAAAAGUUGCUACUCCAACAAAGGAGUUGCAACAAAAUAAAGAAAAUGAUGGAUUUUAUAAUGAGCUAACUUUACCCCCUUUACCUUCCCCACUUCAACAUCCAAUAACUUAUCUCAAACAACAUUUGUCCCCAACCAAUUCAUUUAUUUUGGAUAAUGGUUCCACUAUAAAUAGUGAAAUCUAUAGUGGUACCGUUCGUGAUAAUUUAAGGAGACAAAGUAGCACUAGUUCAAAUCGAAGAUCUCAAAAUACCAUGAGUAUCGUUGAUAGAUUUAAAUUUGGUAGAAGUAUUAGCAGUGGAGGUGAUGAACAAGCUGAUAAUGAAGAUCAUGAAGGUUUGGUAAGGGAUGUAUCUAACAAGGGUUCAACUAGCAGAGACAUAAGAUAA